Aspergillus piperis CBS 112811 is the source of this 1163-nucleotide messenger RNA. Its product is annotated as class I SAM-dependent methyltransferase. Gene Ontology annotation, molecular function: methyltransferase activity. The coding region runs from base 57 to 857 and encodes 266 amino acids. The record is from RefSeq and is a predicted model, not a curated record. Lineage: Eukaryota; Fungi; Ascomycota; Eurotiomycetes; Eurotiales; Aspergillaceae. The transcript has a single exon.
CUCAGUUUCUCUGGAUUAUCUGUACGACAGAUAUUUAUUUCAGACUACGCUGCAAGAUGGCCCAAGCCUACACGAACGAUCAUUCUCCGUCUGUCCUGCAGACACACUCUUGGCGAAAUGCCAAUAAUUCGGCAGCUUAUCUUCUCCCUCACCUGCAGCCGAAUAUGAGCAUCCUUGAUGUUGGCUGCGGUCCAGGUUCUAUUACUAUCGACCUGGCACGAAAAGUGCCACUCGGGCAUGUGGUUGGGGUAGAAUAUGUGGUUGAUCCACUGGAUGGAGCACGAUCGCUUGCCGCCUCGGAAGGAGUGACCAAUGUCAGAUUUCAAGUCGGCGACAUACACGAUUUACCGUUUCCCGAUAAUCACUUCGAUGUUGUUCACGCACACCAAGUUCUGCAACAUAUUGCCGACCCAGUUCAGGCAUUCAAGGAGAUGCGGCGUGUGGUAAAGAAAGGGGGAAUCGUGGCUGUACAGGAGUCUAUCUCCUCAACAAUAUACCCUGAUUCUGAAGGUAUGACGGCCUGGCGGGAUCUUCAGAGCCGAAUUCGACAGAGUAAAGGGAACCAUAUGAAAGCGGGGAGUCGGCUCCAUGUUUGGGCGAAAGAGGCUGGCUUUUCUUUGGAGAAUAUGAAGAAGAGUACUGGAUCGUGGUGUUUCAGCAGUCCCGAUGAACGGAAAUAUUGGGGUGGUGCAAUGGAAGAAAGAGCCCGCUCCUCCGGUCUUGCGACGACCGCAGUUCGGGAAGGAUUUGCUACUCAAGAAGAUUUGGAGCAGAUGGCAACGGCUUGGAGAGCCUGGGUGGAGAAUGAGGAUGGGUGGCUUGGAUUUUUACACGGACAGAUUAUCUGCUGGAAGUGAUGCCCUUUUUUCCGAUAUUUACUGAGAACCUUUCAGCGAACAAGUUAUACUGGCGAUGUUUAUCGCCAUACUGGCUGAACAUCUUGAAGGACAUGGCUUACAAGGCAUCCGCAGUUAAAUCUACAGAAGGCUAGGGCUAUAGAGAUACAUCAUCGUCCUACUCAUACUCACGAUGAUCUAGCGGAUUGAAUAAAUCUUAGUCGUGGAGGCAAUCUCUGUAGCUAGUCGAAUAAACUCUCCCUUUAUAAUUGUGCCUAGGAAGUGUAUAUUCCGCAGCUAGUUCGAUAAAUCAACUAAAGGGACGCG